AGCUUAUCUUUCUAAAGUUCAAGCAUUUGUGUUGACAUGUCGAACUUUUGGAUCAGCCACGGUGCGUGGAUUGGUGGAUGCAUUGGUUUUUGUGAGGGUCGCCCCGCUCAGUCCUGUGAAGAAUGGUUCGGGAAUGAUCCAUUCCCAGCCACUUCUUUAGCGAACAAACAAACGGACGUCGAGAAUUUUCAGGAGCGUCGAGAGAAGAAGCAACAUAAAACAAGAGACCUUGACAGAUGGGAAUGGAUCGGAUCGACGCCUCGACUGCUCCAGCAUGAAUAGGACUUCCUCGUGUUUCCAUUUGAACAUCCUUACAACCUCAGAGCUACAAUAGUAAUACUACUAGUACUACAACAGCAACCACUGCCGCCUAAGCCAUGUCUGUGUUUGACCAAACUUUGCAAGGAUGGACGCCCGGGGAGGAGUCCACGGGAAUGGGAACCCAUCAACAUCAUCCGCCGCAGUAUCAGCAGCCGCAGUAUCAGCAGCAGCAGCAGCCGCAGUAUCAGCAGCCGCAGCAGCACUAUGCGCCGAAACAGGAGGACCAGCAGCAUCAGUAUCAUCAGCAUCAGUAUCAACAGCAACAGCAAUAUCAUCAGCAAGACAAUAGUACGAUGAAUCACAACAAUAAUUCAGGUGCGGGCGUGGAUGGCCUGGGCAUGUGGAGAGCGUGGGCGCACAGUUACAACGAACCCAAGUACGCUUGUCUGGAUUUGUUGGACAAUUGCUUUGAUGCUACUUUGACUUCUGGAUUCCACGGGAAGGUCACCAUGGACUAUUUGCUACCGAAUGGAUUGAUCAUCACCAACAACGCCGCCAAGCCCAUCAAGUCGCUGGAAGUGACGCUCAUGGCCUACCGCAGUGAAAAGACGGCAGUCGAUUCGAUUGGAGAAUACGGAGUGGGACUGAAACACUCGUGUGCCACACUCUCCAACAUUAACUUUGUCUUGACACGAAACAAACACGAGUUCGACUUUGGAGUGAUUGCCAGGGAUUUGCAGACCAAAGACAGUGUCUCCUUGCCGCAUUUUCCCUUUGGCAUUGAACCACACCUACUAGCCAACAACAACACACCACCAGAAGUAAUCGCACAGGAACUACGUCCGCAGAUUGAAAAAAUACUACACGACAAUCCUCAUGUCCAUGCACUCGUCACCAGUACUCUGGGACAAGGCUUUCCGGACGAUGCCGCGGAACAAAUCGUUCACUACGCCAUGGACAUGCUGACGAAAGACCAGUGGAAACAGGAAGACCACGUCUUUCAAUUGAUCAUUACCGACUUUCUACAUGCCAGCAACGCGCGGAGUGCCAACGGAAUGAUGUACCAACCCGCACGAAACUUUCUGAAUGAAGUACGCGAUCUCAUUCAAAAAUACUACAUCAAUAUUCCGCUUCAUGAUUUCGAUUUUUGGAUCAUGGGAGAACGCAUGCACUUUGUCUACUGGCAGAAUCGAUUGGUCGAAAUGGCAAAAUUCGAAGUCAACGUGCCAAAGGACACCAAAAUUAAGGACUUGACGGACGACAAUUGGAUGGAUCAGGGAUACAGUCUCAGCAUUUACUGUGGAUUUGAUGCCCUACGAUUUGGGAACAAGCAUGGUGAAGACAAGGGAUUGAAACUCUGCUUUUACAGUCGACAAUCGGGACGAUUGAUUGAGGAAAAUAAGGAUGCUCGUGCCGUUUUGGGACUCCCUGCGUCCGGGGUGGACUAUACGCAGGGAUUGACCGUCAUUAUUGAUGAUGUGGCGGGAGAGUUGCCCUUGAAACCUGCCAAGGAUGGACUUACAUGGUCCAAAGAACAUGCCGGUGCCAUUCACGAAAGCAACUUGUAUGCGUGGGCGGGAGCGGUGGCGCGAUUUUAUUGGGAUUAUCAUUCUCGAAAGUUUCAGGGAGAAGGUCCCGUCAAACACAAUGAUUACAAGUCCCGCUUGAAUAGGGCGGUCGUGUCGUUCAUGGAGCCCAUCCAGAAUCGAAUUCAACAACAAGCAAAAAUGCUCAAAGAGGGAACUCCGCUUCCCGAGGACGAGUGUUCGCGGAUCGAAACGGCAAAAUUCACAGAAUUAAGUGACCCCAACUGGUACAUCAAACAUGUCAAGAACUCGGAGCGGAUUGAAAUCCGAAAAAAGGCACACAAGGUGGAGUUGUGGCCACAACCUGCGACGGUCUUUCGAUUCAACGAAACGCAUUAUCCCCCCAAAAUUGACAACAACAGCAUUAUCCAAAACAACAACAAAGUUCGUGGACGGGGACUUCCCACCAGCCUCAAGCGGAAAUCGUCUACCGCGGGUGCUGGCGCCGAGGAAGAAGAGGCGCCCAGACCGCGUGGACGUCCUCCAAAGAAGACUUCGACUGUGAGUGCUGGGCGACGUCGGUCAUCGGCAGCGUCUCAGGCGUCGUCAGCCCGACGCACAUCCGUAACGCAACCGAAUUCGGACGACAGCAGUUCUGGCAGUGAGGAAGAAGAAGUCAGUACCGUCGUGGCUACGCCUCCUGCCAAGAAGAUGCGUAUGAUCGCCGUCAAGAAAACACCCCGCAAUUCUAUUGCACCGCAGAGACGAAUCGGGAUGAUUACACCACAGCAUGGCGACGACAGCAACGAUGGCGCGAGGGUGAAGGAGCUGGAAAAAGAACUCCAGAGCAGCCAGGAAACGGUGAAACGUCUCGAAGAACAGUUAAAGGGUGCUACCGAACGACUGCUUGAGGUGCACCGGGCAGACCCGUCGAGAACUCGGGCCUUCAAUGCAGAACGUCACCUUCAAACCACAAUGGAGGAGAACGAAAAACUCAAACACGACAACAAGGAAAUGACGUCGGAGAUUGAACGGCUUCAAACCGAGCUCCAACAACGUGACAGCAAGAUUCAAGAGCUGCAGCGGAGAAACUAUGAGCCUCACCUAGGGCACGGGACUGAUGAUAUCUAGAAAGUGACUCAUCUGGCGGACGAACAAUAGCUCGGAUCUCGACCGUCUUUGGAUGUUUUCAUGUGUCGACGGCAGCAAAGGGGAGGCGCCACGCUUUCUGUGUUUUUAUUAUGUUAUGGAACUGUUUGUUUGAUAGUGUUGACAUGUCACCUUCAUAAUAAUACGUACUGGUAUCAGUGAUCUGAAGACGAUGUGGGGCUAUGUUCUAUUAUUGCGGUACUGGCUACCAAUCUAGAUGUAUAACUAACUAAGAAACUGCUAUCAACC
This is a messenger RNA of Seminavis robusta, 3185 nucleotides long. Lineage: Eukaryota; Bacillariophyta; Bacillariophyceae; Naviculales; Naviculaceae. The record is from the annotation of a GenBank genome assembly.